Messenger RNA from Vicugna pacos (alpaca), 3370 nucleotides. NCBI's taxonomy places the organism in Eukaryota, Metazoa, Chordata, Mammalia, Artiodactyla, Camelidae. The record is from RefSeq and is a predicted model, not a curated record.
UCGGCACGACUAGGUGAACGGACAUGGCGGGCUGGAUCCAGGCCCAGCAGCUGCAGGGAGAUGCGCUGCGCCAGAUGCAGGUGUUGUACGGGCAGCACUUCCCCAUCGAAGUCCGGCAUUACUUAGCGCAGUGGAUAGAGAGCCAGCCGUGGGAUGCCAUCGACCUGGACAAUCCCCAGGACCGAGCCCAGGCCACCCAGCUCCUGGAGAACCUGGUGCAGGAGCUGCAGAAGAAGGCGGAGCACCAAGUGGGGGAAGAUGGGUUCUUACUGAAGAUCAAGCUGGGGCACUACGCCACGCAGCUCCAGAACACGUAUGACCGCUGCCCCAUGGAGCUUGUCCGCUGCAUCCGCCAUAUUCUGUACAAUGAACAGAGACUGGUCCGAGAAGCCAACAAUGGUAGUUCUUCUGCUGGGAUCCUGGUUGAUGCCAUGUCCCAGAAACACCUUCAGAUCAACCAGACAUUUGAGGAGCUGCGACUGGUCACGCAGGACACAGAGAAUGAGUUGAAGAAGCUCCAGCAGACUCAAGAGUACUUUAUCAUCCAAUAUCAAGAGAGCCUGAGGAUCCAGGGUAAGGCGGGCGUAGGAGGGCAGUGCGUGUCUGGAGGACCAACAGUGGCCUCCCAGGGAUUAGGGGCUGUGCCACGUGCCCUUCCUUUUCCUGCUGAGCCCCCUGCGAGGCAGCCUCCCUGUGGGGAGGGAGGGACCAGAGCUCUGUCCCCUGAAGCUGCACCCGGUCAUUUGUGUGCCCGCAGCACGUUCAUCAUCGAGAAGCAGCCCCCUCAGGUCCUGAAGACCCAGACCAAGUUUGCAGCCACCGUGCGCCUGCUGGUGGGCGGGAAGCUGAACGUGCACAUGAACCCGCCCCAGGUGAAGGCCACCAUCAUCAGUGAGCAGCAGGCCAAGUCUCUGCUCAAGAACGAGAACACCCGCAAUGAGUGCAGUGGAGAGAUCUUGAACAACUGCUGUGUGAUGGAGUACCACCAGGCCACAGGCACCCUCACCGCCCACUUCAGGAACAUGUCGCUAAAGAGGAUCAAGCGCGCUGACCGACGAGGCGCAGAGUCUGUGACAGAGGAGAAGUUCACGGUCCUGUUUGAGUCUCAGUUCAGCGUCGGCAGCAAUGAGCUUGUGUUCCAGGUGAAGACCCUGUCCCUUCCUGUGGUUGUCAUCGUUCACGGCAGCCAGGACCACAAUGCUACCGCCACAGUGCUGUGGGACAAUGCCUUUGCUGAGCCAGGCAGGGUGCCGUUCGCGGUGCCCGACAAAGUCCUGUGGCCGCAGCUGUGCGAGGCGCUCAACAUGAAAUUCAAGGCCGAAGUGCAGAGCAACCGGGGCCUGACCAAGGAGAACCUCGUGUUCCUGGCGCAGAAGCUGUUCAACAACAGCAGCAGCCACCUCGAGGACUACAACGGCAUGUCCGUGUCCUGGUCCCAGUUCAACAGGGAGAACUUGCCCGGCUGGAACUACACCUUCUGGCAGUGGUUCGAUGGGGUCAUGGAGGUGCUGAAGAAACAUCACAAGCCCCAUUGGAAUGAUGGAGCCAUCCUAGGUUUUGUGAAUAAGCAACAGGCCCACGAUCUGCUCAUCAACAAGCCCGAUGGAACCUUCUUGUUGCGCUUUAGUGACUCAGAAAUCGGGGGCAUCACCAUUGCCUGGAAGUUUGACUCUCCGGACCGCAACCUGUGGAAUCUGAAGCCAUUCACCACACGGGAUUUCUCCAUCCGAUCUCUGGCCGACCGGCUGGGAGACCUGGACUAUCUCAUCUACGUGUUUCCUGACCGGCCCAAGGAUGAGGUCUUCUCCAAGUACUACACUCCUGUGCUCGCCAAAGCAGUGGACGGAUACGUGAAGCCACAGAUCAAGCAAGUGGUCCCUGAGUUUGUGAGCGCCUCUGCAGACUCUGCUGGGGGCAGCGCCACCUACAUGGACCAGGCCCCCUCUCCAGCUGUGUGCCCCCAGGCUCAUUAUAACAUGUACCCACAGAACCCUGACCCCGUCCUUGACCAGGAUGGAGAGUUCGACCUGGAUGAGACCAUGGAUGUAGCCCGGCACGUGGAGGAACUCUUACGCCGCCCGAUGGACAGCCUGGACCACCGGCUCUCCCCGCCUACUGGUCUCUUCACCUCUGGCAGAGGCUCGCUCUCGUGAAUGUUUGAACCCCACACUUCUCUUCGGAAACAAUACUCAAUAUGAAGGGUUCAUAUUCAGUGUGAUUUUAUUUUUCUAUUGCUGUGCCUGUUGAUGGCUUUGCAGGCAGCACACGGCCCUGUGCACGUGUGCGUGCAUGUAUAUGUGUAUGAGGUGGGCCCGCCUCGCCUUCGCAGUCCCAGGCACGUGGCUGCAGCAGCCGCUGCCUCUUUCUUCAGAGAGAGGUGUUCCAAGAGCCCACUGGGUCUGUCCUUUGCAGGUACUCAAUGCAGGCAAACCAACUCCUGCCAGAGCCUUUGUCUGCCCAGCAGCUGUUUGGAAGAAAUUGUUCAAGAAGGGAAAAGAGACAGAUAAUGAAUGUCUCUAAGCUCCACUGUGACUCCUGAGUUAGAAGCUUCACCUCCCAAGCGUGUGUGCAUCUGCUCUUGUACAGAGCAACAUACGUGUUUGUCUCUUGAUUCUUCCUCACAGGAGGGAGGCUGGGGUUCAGUUUUGAGAGAUAUUUUAUACUUUGAUGAAUAUGGACUUCAGACUUUUUGUGAACUGAGCUGAUCUAGGCCAUGGCCAUGUUCCUAACAGCAGAAAUGGGUCAUUUUCGUUGGGGCCUGUUGGAGCUGCUCUGAGGAUGGUGUUUCUAGGCCUCCUGGCCUCCAACCAGGGGGCUCUGGCUUCAAGUCUAUGAGGCCACUGCCCACAAGCCUACUCUUUCCACCCACUACCCCCUUCCCUCCGGCCAGCCUCAGCCUUCUUUCCUCACCUGUCUUACUUACUUCCUACUUACUUAUGGGAAAGAUGAAGGGGAGUGGGAGAGACUGCAGUAGGACGUGGUGGUGACCAGAAGGCCCAGGGCUUGCAGGGUUGAUCCCUUCCCCUCCUGGAAAAAACCUGCCGCAAGAAGCAGCAUCAGGGGCCUGCCGCAUGCCUGUGGAGUCUGGAGUGAGGGGUAAAAGCUGAUUGCCUUCCGCUGUGCUGGGAGGUGGAACCUGGAACAGGCUUCAUCACAGUUGCAUAACUGGCUGUGGUCUGAGGCCUGGCUCCCAACCUCACACACUCCUCCCUCUGAGGCUGCCGCGUGCAGCCCAGGGCAGUGACUGGGAGUCCCAGGAUGACACAUCUCUAAAGGAAGGUGGGGAUGAAAAGAGGGAUUCUUUUGUACUCUGUACAUAGGCCAUACAUCUGUGUAAACUGUGUUUUUGAAUAAAUUUUUUUUCCAUAAA